CGUUAAUUUACGCGCGAAGAACCUCUAGUCGUAUCCAAUCAAAAAUAUGCCUGAAGGCGGGAAACCAAAGAGCAAGAAAAAGGGCAAGGCUGUCACGAAGGCCGGACCACCCGAUGAUAAGGAUUCCAAGUCAUCCGGAAAGCCAACAGAUGAUACAACCGUGGAAUCCGGAGCCGCUCAGACAAAUCCGGACGAGACGAAAGCGCCCGAGUCCUCGGACAACACAGCAGAGAAACAUGGACAGAACAACAUAGACGGCGGUUCACCGGACAAGCAUGGCGAUGAGGAAAAAGCGCCCACGCACCCUGAUGGCACCGCGCUCGUGAACGACGGGGCCGAGGCGUCCUCCCCCGAUAAUCUCCAAUCCCAAGAAAAGUUUGACGCGCUCGUCCGAGACCGAGAUUCUCUCCGCGCCGAGGUCACAGAUAUGCGCAAAUCGCUGGAGGAAAUACAAUCGAAGCACCGUGCGGACAUGGAAGCCCUGCAGCACAAGCUGGAUGACACCGAAAGCAAGAAAGAGCAAGCAGAGACACAGUUCCAGAAGCUUUUGGAGAGGGUGAAUGUCAUCAAGUCACAACUAGGUGAAAGGCUCAAAGAGGAUGCUGAGGAGCUUGCUCAAGCGCGGUCGAAAAUCGAGGAGCUAGAAGAACAGAACGUGGCCCUCAACGAAGAGCUACAGGGUAGUAGAUCCGAGAUGGAAGGGAUGUCUAACGAAAAUGAAGAGCAGUCAAAGGAGCUUGCUACCUUACGAGAUCGGACGAAUUUGUCGCAGCAGAAUUGGCUAAAGGAAAAGGAAGAGCUCCUCGAGCAGCAAUCAUACCUCCAGUCAGAAUUCGAGCAGGCGAAGGAAGCCAUGCACAAUUGGGAGAUCCUUGCAAUGGAAGAGCGGUCUAUCAGAGAGAACCUCGGCGAGAAGGUCAUAGAUCUGGAGGAACAGCUCGGCAGUCUUAAAGAUGCUUACGAAAAAGCUUCCGCCGAACGCGAUUCAGAGCUGGCCACUGUGGAUGGACUGCAACGCGCUCUACAGGAGAUACAAACAGAACGGAAACGAGAACUCCGUGAGCUUGUGGAGAGUUCUGAUGCCCAGCUUGAGGAACUUAAACGGUCGUUGAAUGGUGCGGAAGCAAAGGCAUCACAGGCCGAUAAAGAUCUCGCGAACGCCCAAAGUGAGCUAGACAGAGUUCGACCGUUUGAGAAAGAAGUUAGGGAGAAGAAUCUCUUAAUAGGGAAGCUUAGACAUGAGGCAGUGACCUUGAACGAUCAUCUGACAAAGGCCCUGCGGUUCCUCAAAAAAGGGAAACCAGAGGACAAUGUUGACAGGCAUAUUGUCACAAACCAUCUACUGCAUUUCCUUGCCCUUGAUCGGUCCGAUCCCAAAAAAUUCCAGAUCCUCCAACUUAUUGCAGCGCUUUUAGGAUGGAAUGAUGAGCAACGUGAACAGGCAGGAUUGGCACGCCCAGGAACGUCGAGUUCUUCCGGCAAACUGCGUCUCCCAGGAUCAGUUCAUCGUACCCCUAGCACGUCCACCCUGGCCACGGAGUUCAUGGACAACGGGAACACGAGUAAAGAAUCACUGGCGGAGUUAUGGUCCAAUUUCCUCGAACAGGAGUCACAAGCCGCACAUGAGGAUCCAUCAUCAAAGCAAUAACCACAGACUAGCGAUAUAUAGGCGAUCGUUACGUUGCGUCGUUCAUUCAUUCAUCCUGUCUGCGAUUUUACCGAGCAGAUCAUUUUAGAAGCCGCAUGAUAAGCAGGUCCUUAUCAACAACUAUAAUCCAUCCAUCUAAAUAGAAAGACCCUGC
Messenger RNA from Aspergillus candidus, 1802 nucleotides. Its product is annotated as putative Golgi matrix protein. Gene Ontology annotation, biological process: Golgi organization; endoplasmic reticulum to Golgi vesicle-mediated transport. Lineage: Eukaryota; Fungi; Ascomycota; Eurotiomycetes; Eurotiales; Aspergillaceae. Gene Ontology annotation, molecular function: small GTPase binding. The transcript has 7 exons. The record is from RefSeq and is a predicted model, not a curated record. Gene Ontology annotation, cellular component: Golgi apparatus. Bases 47 to 1648 code for a protein of 533 amino acids.